Cottoperca gobio is the source of this 1940-nucleotide messenger RNA. RefSeq names its product chromodomain helicase DNA binding protein 6 (gene chd6). Bases 210 to 1940 code for a protein of 576 amino acids. Lineage: Eukaryota; Metazoa; Chordata; Actinopteri; Perciformes; Bovichtidae. The transcript has 11 exons. The record is from RefSeq and is a predicted model, not a curated record.
CGGGAACUUCUUUAUUUUCCUCCUAGCUCGUUCCCAACUUGUGGCGAUUCAUUGGCUGGCAACAUUCAAGCUAGCUGUGUGUUAGCCCCUGCGUCUGCUAGCAUUGAUUAUAUAGCCAAAACCUCAAAGAGGUGUUAGCUAGGUCGUUAGCCGGCUAGCCUCUUGUAACAUGUGUAGCUGCUGCAGCAGAUGCAGUGAAGGGAUAGAAGAUGAAAAUACACAAGAAGGACAAGCAGCAGAUGUUAACUGGUGUCCUUAAGCACACGCCACCUCCGGCCUCCGCUGCAGCAGCCGCCUCCCCCGCCACGGAUCAAAAGAGUAACGCACAAACCACAGUUCCUACAAUCCCGCGGGGACACCUGGUUGUGGGCCCCAAGGACCAGCUCCGCCUCCUCACCCCCGUGGGCAGCACGGCGAUGUCCAAUCACUGCGCGGUGGUCGGGGCCCACGCCGCUAAGCACUCCGGAGGAGCCCCGCGACCGCCUUCCUCCCUGAGCGAGGAGGACGACGGAGGAGGAGGAGGAGGCAGGGUGAAGAAGAAACGGAAGAAAAAGGACAAGAGACAACGGGAGAAGGUGGAGGUGGAGGAAAGGGAAAGCAGCAAACCAAAGAAACGAAGGGAGGAGAAGUUGGCCACGGUGGUCACACUGAGGAAGCCCAAGGAAGGCAAGGAGCCCAAGGAAGGCAAGGAGCCCAAGGAAGGCAAGGAGCCCAAGGAAGGCAAGGAGCCCAAGGAGCCCAAGGAGCCCAAGGAGCCCAAGGAAGGCAAGGAGCGAAAGGAGCGAAGGACCAAGGGGAAGGAGGGCAGGACAGAGCUGAAGAAUGUGGCAGUGGGGAAAACAACGGUGGCCACAGUCACAAUACCUGUUAAGGUGCCCGGCAAAAGAGGAAGGAAACCGAAGGUCAAAGUCCUUCCUCCUGUUCCCAUCAAUCAAGCACCUCCUCCUACGCCAGGAGUCCACACUAAGGGUCAGGCCCACAGCGCCCUGAGCCAUGGCAAGAACCACAGACAGGCCAACAGCAAGACCCCAGUCCCCUCAGCACCCAAACAGAGGGGCCGCAAGCCCAGAGAUCCUGGUGCAGCGCCGGUGGAGAAGAAGAAGAAGGGAAAGAGGAGAAACCAGGAGCUGGCUGCCAAGGAGGGGGCGGAGAGUGACGACACUACCUCAAUGCCAGCCCACAACGUGGGUGGAGAGGAGAGGCAAGACCCCCUGGAUAACGCGAAGCGGCGUUCGGGACGUCAGGUCAAGAGGAGGAAGUAUAACGAGGAUUUGGACUUCAAGGUGGUGGACGAUGACGGAGAGACGAUCGCAGUUCUUGGAGCCGGUCGCAUCUCGGCGCUCAACGCCACCGCUCUGGCAUGGCAGGCUGAGGAACCACCUGAAGACGAGGCCAACAUCAUUGAGAAAAUUCUGUCUGUCAAAUCAGUGAAGAAAGAGACUCCAUCAUCAGAGGACCAAGCGGAGGAGACAGAGGAGUUUUAUGUCAAGUUCAGGAAUUUUUCCUACAUGCACUGCAAGUGGGCCACUAUGGAAGAGCUGGAGAAAGAUCCCAGAAUCCAGCAGAAGAUCAAACGCUUCAGGACCAAACAGGCUCAGAUGAAACAUUUGUUCACCGAGCCCGACGAGGAUUUAUUUAACCCGGACUACAUCGAGGCGGACAGAGUGCUGGAGGUGGCUGUUACUACAGACACUGAGACUGGAGAGGAGGUGACCCAUUACCUGGUUAAGUGGUGCAGUCUGUCGUACGAAGAGGCGACGUGGGAGCUGCAGGAGGACUUGGACGCAGAGAAGAUCAAAGAGUUUGAGCAGAUCCAGAAGCUGCCAGCAGACCUCCGACACAUGGUGAGGAGAAACAGGAGGGACACGAGGGCAGGAGGGGCAGGAGGGACACUAGGGGCAGGAGGGACACGAGGGCAGGAGGGGCACGAGGGACACUAG